Molecule: messenger RNA, 1371 nt
Organism: Ilex paraguariensis (yerba mate)
Lineage: Eukaryota; Viridiplantae; Streptophyta; Magnoliopsida; Aquifoliales; Aquifoliaceae
Source: the annotation of a GenBank genome assembly
AUGCCGGACACACAUGCCCUCGUGAAUGAAUUCGUAAUUAAGCUUAAAAAACGUAAAGUAGAGGGCUCGAAGGCCACGGCGAAGCUUACUGCGGAAUUGCUUCGGUCGGUGAUUUCACAGCAGCGGAUACCUCACACGAAUCAGGCCGUCGCUCUUAUUGAUGCUAUAAAGUCUGUUGGAGAGCAGCUGAUUGCUGCUAAUCCUGUGGAGAGAGACGGAGACAAAGUGACUGCUGCAAAGGUUCAAGGGUUUAUGCGGACUGGUGGAGUAGGAUUGUGGGAGGAGGCGACGGGUGGGAGAGAGAAAGAGAGGGAAGACGGCGACAGUUUUGGUGAGCUUGCUGUUGGUAAUAUUGUGCGGCGUGUUUUACAUAUCAUUAGAGAGGAGGAUCUUUCUCUCACAACAGCUGCUAUUGGUGGGUUGAGUUUGUCUGCUGUAAGUGAUGAUGAAGAUGAUGUUGAGCAAGAUGGUCACCCAGUUUUAUCAGCUGCUGCGGUUGCUGCUGCUGCUAGAAGCACUUUGAGACCACCAUCGUUGCAGACCCUUCUGGAGGAUUUGCCUCACUCUGCAGCUGCUCCUCCUACAUCUUCUUCUGGUGGUGAUUCUGAUGGGAAAAGCAAAUCUGCUGAUAAAAGCUCAAGGAGUCGGAAGCUAAAGCAUAAUGUCAUUGAGGCAGUUAAUGAACUUAUUCAAGACAUUGCCACUUGCCAUGAACAGAUUGCUGAGCAAGCAGUGGAACAUAUUCAUCAGAAUGAGGUAAUACUCACUUUGGGCAGUUCGAUAACAGUAAUAGAAUUUCUUUGUGCCGCAAAGGAGAAAAAGAGAUCAUUCCGUGUGUUUGUUGCGGAGGGUGCUCCAAGAUAUCAGGGGCAUGUUCUAGCAAAAGAAUUGGUUGCAAGAGGACUGCAAACCACAGUAAUUACUGAUUCUGCAGUUUUUGCCAUGAUUUCUCGUGUGAACAUGGUUAUAGUUGGAGCCCAUGCUGUCAUGGCCAAUGGUGGAAUUAUAGCACCUGUUGGGUUGAAUAUGGUUGCACUAGCGGCUCAAAGGCAUGCUGUCCCUUUUGUUGUGCUUGCUGGCAUUCACAAGCUGUGCCCUUUGUAUCCCCACAAUCCGGAGGUUCUAUUGAAUGAGUUGAAAUCCCCGUCUGAACUGCUGGACUUUGGAGAAUUCUCAGAUUGCUUGGAUUUUGGGAGUGGCACUGGCUACCCACUUCUUCAUGUUGUCAACCCAGCUUUUGAUUAUGUGCCACCAAAGCUUGUUAGUCUGUUCAUUACUGACACAGGUGGGCACAAUGCAUCAUACAUGUACCGUCUCAUUGCAGAUUACUACUCUGCUGAUGAUUUUGUGGUGCAAAGGAGACCUUCCUGA